AUGAUCGAAAUUUUAUCAUUACCACGAAGACCAAAAGAAACCGCAGUUGAUAUAUCAAAAUUGAAAUUGAAAUCCGGGCUUCCGCUCAACAGUUUACCCGGAUGGGAGCAGAUUCCCUUGAAUUGUAAAUUGCCAAUGGUAAAAUGCCCGGGUAAUCAGGUUAUAUUUUCCAUUAAUAAAAUUGGUCAAACUAUCAAAAAGAAAGAGAGGCAAGAAUUUGAUAUAUCAAUCACCGAAAGUCUGUCAGAAUAUAAUCCUCUACAAGAUUCCAAUUUGCGGGCAUUCUAUGCCAAUGAACGAAAUUUGAAACGUCUACGAGAAAAUGGAGAAAUUACGGAGAAUAACGAUGUUAUUUGCAAUCUGAAAGAUUUCAAUAAAUAUCGUCAGAAGCUGCAUAAGGCCAAGGUGUAUUACAUACUGCAGGAAAUGAAUCGUAUGGAUUUAGAACAUCGUGAUCGGGUUCUUAUCAACAAUGCCGAAUACAUAACCAGUUGUGAUCAUGGCAAUUUGGCAGCUCGGCAACACAGCUAUAACGAAGUUUUACAACGCAAAAACAAUGCGGAUCACGAGCGUUGGGAACGUUUCAAAAAACUAUGGGCAUCCAAAGUUUCGAAAAUUAAUUAUAUUAAAGCAACAAAAACAAUGGCAUACACAACCAUGGAACAUCAAAAACUUCUACGCCACCUCAGUAUGAAAAGGCAUUGGGAUCAAUGCAAUGACAUUCAACGGAAAAAAUUAAUUAAAUUCAAAAAACUGAUACAAUUUAAAAGUGAUCGUUUCUAUAAGAAUUUGAAACGUUUAAAGGCGGCGCGAACCCAACAGAGUGGUGAAAAGGAAAUGGACUCAUGGAAACAACGGUUGGCAGAACGUGUACGCAAUCAAGAGAAAAUUCGUGCAAUUCUAACGGAAAUUGAAGAUCAAAAGAAAGCCUACAUUGAGGAACAUAAAAAGAAAUAUAAGGAGAAGUGGAUGCUGAUACAAAAGGAAAUAAAAAAUCGAGCUAUGCAUAAUCGAAGGAAAUUGAAAAAGACAAUUGACCAAAAACAGAAUUCCAACAAUAAAACACCAUGUCCAAAACUCAACACAAAUCCCUCGUACUGUGCUGAAUUUCAGUCAAGCUUUGAUAAACUAAUUGACAAAGAUGUUUGCAAAGCUCUAAAUGCCGCUUUGGACAUAGAGGCCAACCUGCAGGUACCAUUUGAGGCCAAUGAUCCGAUUUAUAAAGCCGCCCAAUUUAUUAUGCAACAUAUUCUAAAGAAGUUGAAUAAGGAUUUGUCGAGUGACAAAGAGGCAUCCGAAAGUCUUUGCUGUCGUAUUGAGGCAUUUUUCGAGGAGGUCAAGAAAUUUGUUAUAUUUAGAUCAACCCAAAUUAUUUCUGCCAUACGCAAGGCCAUCAAUGAAGGUCAGUGUCCAAAGGCUAGUGUAUUGGGUAGCGAGUCUAUGUCUAGACCAUUUCUUAAACGCACAUCUGGUGGCCGCGUUUCUUUUAAUAAUACUUCCAGUACGAUUGGUAUCUCCAGUUAUGAAAUACAUCCUCUAAUUGAAGUGAAGGAGGUUGGUGAUCGUAGACCAACACCAGCUGGUUCCUUGGCCUCCAUUGUGGUAGAUUCAACAACCAGUCUGCUGGAGAAGACACACACCAGUCACCUGUGUCGCAAUGAAUUGGUAUUUAUUGAACAUUAUUUGACGAAAUUCAAACGUGAUUUAUUAGUCGGUAUCGGUCGUCGUGUAUUUGCUGCGAUUCAAUGUCAUUUUGAGCACAAAAUUAUGAAUGUUCGACAGGAGCUAUUGGAUGUUGAUCUUAAAUUUUUGAUAAAACAAUCAACAAAAUCUAUCCUAAGAUAUGCCAUAAAUCCCCUCGAUUUUGAAUCGAAUUUACGUCUUUGUAUUAGUGCGAUUUCAAGUGAUAUUAUUUGGUCAUUGCAAAAGGUUUUACUGAAAAUGCCCACCGAUCCAAGGCGUCCCAUUAAGCCGCGAGCAAAUUGUCAAUGUAUGCGCGAUAAGGAGAUGUUUUAA
Musca vetustissima is the source of this 2016-nucleotide messenger RNA. RefSeq lists its product as uncharacterized. The coding region runs from base 1 to 2016 and encodes 671 amino acids. The transcript is spliced from 6 exons. NCBI's taxonomy places the organism in Eukaryota, Metazoa, Arthropoda, Insecta, Diptera, Muscidae. The record is from RefSeq and is a predicted model, not a curated record.